Molecule: messenger RNA, 3495 nt
Organism: Aspergillus fischeri NRRL 181
Lineage: Eukaryota; Fungi; Ascomycota; Eurotiomycetes; Eurotiales; Aspergillaceae
Product: PH domain protein
Exons: 4
Coding region: 1-3495 (1164 amino acids)
Source: RefSeq, a predicted model, not a curated record
AUGGUUCGUUCGCGUGUGCGGUCUUUCAUAUCAGCCUUCGGUGGCUCGUCCCGCAAGGAGAAUGCCGGACAGCAUCAUCGUACAGCUUCAGCCUCAGUCACGUUGAGCAAUCCUCCGUCAAGAUUCGAGACCCCUUCUCCCGAUACACCCUCACCGAUCGAAGGCUCGCCGUCGCAGUUGACAACAAAAGCGGAACGCCGCAUUUCACGGCCAGCAUCGACGGUCUUCUCUCACAAUCCUCCGUUGACGGAGCUUUCAGAAGAUACGCCGCCCGAACUUCAGCCGAUAUUCACUUUCCUCAAUAACCACGCCAACAAAUUGUACCAUGAAGGAUAUUUUCUCAAGCUGAAUGAUCUGGAUACCCAGGGCCGGCCUUGUUCCGAUCGACAAUGGGUUGAAUGCUAUGCGCAACUUAUUGGGACAGUACUUUCAGUAUGGGAUGCCGCUGCGCUGGACGCAGCACCAGAAGGCGAAGAAGUCCCUUCCACAUUCAUCAAUCUGGCGGAUGCUUCAAUUCGAGUCAUUGAAUCAUUGCCCACCAGAAACCAAGCAAUGGAGCCACUGAAGAAUGUCCUGAGCAUAUGUUCUGCCGGGCAGAACCGGUACCUGCUGCUUUUCAAUUCUUUCCAUUCAUUAGCCCAGUGGGCCUCAGCCAUUCGUCUUUCGCUGUUCGAGCACACCUCGCUCUACGAAGCGUACACAGGCUCGAUCAUUGCCGGCAAAGGCAAAAAUCUAAAUAACAUUCGAUCCAUUCUCGAGCGCAACCGCUAUAAGCAGGAAGAUUGGGCCCGUGUACGAUUCGGAGCAGGGACACCGUGGAGACGCUGCUGGUUUGUGAUCUCGCCUCCGAACGAGAAAGAGUACCAAAAGGCGCAGAAGUCGUUGAAGAAAUCUGCCUAUGAUCGGGCGCCGAGGCUGGCCACAGGAGACAUCAAAUUCUACGACACGAAGAAGACCAAAAAGGCGAAACCUAUUGCGACCAUCACAAACGCCUACGCUGCAUAUGCCAUAUACCCCCAGUCCAAGGCCUUAAUCGAUCAGUCGACUCUUGUGAAAAUUGAAGGGACUGUUACAAUUCAUUCGAAUCCAGAGUCGACUUCGGAGGGGUUCGUCUUCGUCAUGCCCGAGGUCCAUCCUGCCAUCUCCGGCUUCGAAAUGAUGGUUCGCUUCCUCAUCCCCACUUUCGACACUUUCAAUCUCUAUGGGCGGCCGACACGCCUCAUAGCUGCCACGAAUCAUGUCAAGAGCAUCAUGUUCGCAUUCCCUAGCCAACGGCGUUAUGGGUACCUGGACGUCCUGGAUGUAGCGAGUCUGAUGCAAAUGCCGGGUAGCCACACCUGGACUGAGGCGGAAUGGAGAAAACAGCUGAAGGAUGCGACAGCUCAGCGUAUGGCCGCGGCAGGAAGCAGGACCAGCAGUGUUUCCUCAAGAAAACCACGAUACAGAGCCAGUCUCCCCAAUCGCUAUAGUAAUGUACCCGCAGGGGGCCCUCGCAACAAUCACUCGUUACCCGAGAGCCGGCCUGAAUACAACCAGUCAGCAGAUGCCAUCCUAAAUGAAUCGCCAAAAGAGGACAUUGCAUCCAGUUAUCAUUCUCGAGGCUAUUCCGAUACGACAGGAAUUAAGUCCAUGCAACAACGCGUGCAGGCUCGGGUCGUGGAGGGCUCACCAUCAUCUUCCGAUCAAGAUCUAGUGCCUGUGGAACGGCAACAGGCCGGCACUGCUAGUGUCAGUGACCGCAGCAGUGAAGAGGGCGACUGGAAGCAGCAAGUAGAUCCUCCGGCCACCGCUGUUGGGGAGAAUCUACGACCUCAAUCUCCUCCUGACCCGGUAGCCAUGCCGCCGGCAUUUAUGCAUGCACCAGGAGAGACUCCAUCAAACCGGCCAUUACCUUCGCCGGAUCUGAGGAAGGCCAAUAACAGGAUGUCCGACAGCACUCUCACACAGCUCGCCGCCGCUGGAAAGCUGAAUCUAUCCAACUUGGCCCUACCCUCAGCUGCCGAACAUAGAAUCCAGGAGUCUAGUGGCACCCACCAGUUCAACCGCCCAUCGGCUCCGUCGAAUGAGAGUUCCGCAGAUCAAGCACAAAACUCGCCAGCACCAGUUAGUUCGAACAACGUCUUCGGCCCACCACUUGUCAAAACGACCGCAGGUGACCUUCACCAAAACGGUGCAAAGGCUGUGAGAAGAAAGCCUGUGCCUUCGCAGCAGCUGGGAGAGUUCGACGCUACCAGUCCCACCGGGGAGCCCAGUUUCGAUGACCUGCGCCAUACAGUAGACGAAGAAGCCAUGAAUCGCAUCUCUUCCCGUCAGCUGUCAUUCCGUUCGCCCGUCAAAGAACGCCAACCGGAUGAUGAGAGCGUCUACGAUGACGCUUCCACAACUUCCCCUGACUAUGCCAGUACGCACGAGUCGGUAUAUAGCAAAAAGUCCGUCAAGUCUGUUUCAAAGCCCAGAAUGGGGGUCAUGAAGACCGUGGGGACGGAGCCCAAGAAGGAUCUUGUCAUUGGGGACGCCCGUUAUACGCUCGAUGAGCCGUCGCGAAUCGAUCCGGACAUUCCAACGGUAGAUUUCGGGCCAACACUUACCUACCUGCCCACCACUGGACGUCCGAGCACAUCGGACACUCUGAAGAAGUUUACGCAUCAUAGGACCGGUUCGGAUGCCACGGAAAGACAGCGCUACGCGGUGCCGACACAUCCCAUGGACCACGGUCAUGCCAGGUCUCCCAGUCAGGACGAACACCGGCGGAGUAUUCUAUGGCAGCCAGGCAUGGCACGUCCAACGACCCCUGGUGGCGGUCUUUCCCCAGAACAAUUUGUGCAGCAACGAGCUGCCCCUAGCCCGCCAAUCCAUCUACACCAUCACCGGGCAACUUCUACGACUCCUCCACCUCGGAGACCGCUCUCGGGAGACUGGAUGGCUCAUACUCGCUCCAAGUCUCAGAUGACUAUUCCCAGAGAACCCCAACCUCGGCCCCAUUCCCGUGGCGCCAGUAGCAUGCUGAACUUCAACGACAUCUCAUCCCACCUCUCGGCUCGGGAGCAGGAGCACGUGGCUCGUAUGACAGGAUCUUCUUUCUUUGAUAUCUCUAACGACAAGAGCAAACAGACACCUCCCGUUGAUCCAAUGGGCCUUGUUGGUGCGAUUGAUGCUCGAGAGCGUGAGAAGAAGAGUAUCAAAGAAGGAAUGUCGAAUCAGCUGGUGCAGCACGCAAUUGCGCAACGGCAACAACACUGGCAGCAACUUGCCACAACACCACCUCAGAAUUACGGGCUACAAAGUGGCGUUCAUAGCAGUGUUUACAAUCUCCCGGCGGCGAGUCACACUUGGGAUGCGCUCAAUCAAACUUAUCGUGCUGAUGAGCCUCGCCGUCAGUCUUGGUAUGGGCCAUUUGCGGCUCAGGCACCCCAAACACCGCCAAUGUAUCCACAAAGCCAGCCUCUGAACCAGCAAGCUGGCUACUUUGGGAGUGCAAACCAUUUGCAUUAUUAG